UAAUAACGAUUUGUUCAAGGCGUGGUAGGGACAUUACUGUACGACUGACUUACAUAUAGUGCCAUGUAUCCACAUGUAACACAGUAACUCAUUACGUUUUACUGUUGUCGAAAACAUUUUUUUAAGUACAUAUCGUAAUAUUGACUAGCGGCUAGCAACGCACUGGACGUGUGUCGUAAGUGCGCCGUAUAUCGACCUGACAUACCUAAGUAUCGGUUCUUAUCUCAUUUCCAGAUCAAUUAAGUAUGCAACGUCGCUGCUGCUUAACAAAUGGUGUUUAUUUGCGUAAUUAACUUCGACUCGUACCUGCUUUGCACCUCUGAAGAAUAAACGAGAGAUCAAUAAAUUCAUGUUCUACCCGACAGAUGGCAGGAGGAUUGCCCCACAUCGAGAUACGGGCAACGUGAUUGGCUGCUUUGAAAGUAGUCCCUUGCACGAAUUCCUGUUCCCGCCUCGCGCGCUGUGUUAUUGUGUAGACCCCUCUAGGCCACCAUUGGCUCAUCGCGAGCGAAUACGUUGUGGCGACUCGGUACGGCCGUCAUUCCUGCUUUGAAGGUAAAGGCUGACGGAGCGAGUGCCGCAGAGCAUUUUGUGUGUUGUGAAUCGUUAGUAUUAAAAUAAAGUGCGACAUGGAGAAGAGAAUACAACUUGAGAAGAUGGGGAGAACUCCCGAUAAACUUGAACUCAGCGACAACAGAAUUUCUGGUGGACUCAAUGUGUUGAAAGACAGUCCAAAGCUCACUCACUUGAAUCUCAGUGGCAACAAAAUACGUGACAUUGAAACACUUGAACCAUUGAAGCAGUUCAAACACCUGAAGAACUUGGAUUUGUUCAACAAUGAGGUCACAUCAGUUGAAAAUUACAGAGAAAAGGUUUUCAAAUUACUUCCAAGCUUAAAGUACCUCGAUGGGUUUGAUCAGGAUGAGAAAGAAGCGGAGGACAGUGAUGUCGAGGAUGAUGAAGUGAAUGGAAAUGAUAGUGAUGAUGAAGAGGGUAUUGAAGGCAUUGAUGAAGAUGAGUUGGAGGAGGAAGAAGAGAUUGGACUUAAUGCUGUGUAUAAACAACAUUUGGAUGAGGAGAGUGAGGGAGAUGAUUAUGAUGGUGUCGAAGACGAAGAAGAUGAAGAUGACGAUGAUGAAUUGGGGGAGGAAGAAGAAGAAGCUGAAGGUGAAGGGCAGGAUGAAGAAGACGGAGAAGAAGAGGAAGCAACACCGAGAGGUAAGAAGAGAAAGCACGACGACGACGCAGCAGCAGAUGGCGAAGCCACAAACUAGGUGUGGGACACUAAAAUAGUGUGGUCAGGAGCUUGUGGACUCCAGGGGCUGAACUACCACUGCUGGGGAGGGGGUAAUCUGUGCUGGGCGAGGUCUCGUGCUGCAGAGUGUCGUGCCGUGCCGUGUCGUCUCGUCCGGUGUGCGUGAGUAUACGGAUGUGUGGUGUCGUGUUAAUACUGUGCUUGUUUGAUGGACUGAAUGCGUGCGACGGAACAGAGGGAACGAGAACGGUGAAGUGAGGAAAGCAGAGAAUCUGACAAGAUGGAAGUUGUAUGCGCUGACAAGCGUGAACUAGACAGCUCGUUUUUUGUACAGAUUGCUAAACAAAAUUAAAUAUGAUCCCUUUAAAAUAUAUAGAUUACUACUAUUCUUAUUACUACUUCUGGCACUUGUAACGUGUGUACGUUUGUACAUAUGUACAUUCGUCUUCUCACAGGAACACACACACACACACACACACACACACACACACACACACACACACACACACAUGGCAGAACUGAGGAUGAGGAGUAUGCCAUUAAUCUGUAACAUAGAAGAUUUUUAACUGUCAUGUAAUUUUUCUGUUACACUGAUGUAUAUUGAAUCAUAACUGCCGCUUUUUUUAUUUCAUUACGUGUAAUAGACAGUAAUAAGAACAGCUUUCUGUUUAUCUUCUGUACAUUCACAAGACACCAGACUGGAAGCACCAUUUCUGCUGUUUGUAUUUAAUAGUUAACCUUGCAACUCACUACAAAUGGCGGCAACAGUGUUUCUCGUAAAAAGAUACUAAAGAAUAAAAGUACAAAUUGUCAUGAUUAUUUUGUAACUAUAAUAAAGGAUAUAAUUGCCAUAUUUGUGGUGAGGUGAAAGGCCUAGUUUAUUAGUGACCUCUGUAUAAAGUAAUUAAGAGUCAGAACAUUCUAAAUUUUUUGCUGAGAUGAGAAUUUAAGGAACAAAGAUUGUACGAUAAUCGGACACAGUUAACAUGAGUUUCCACCACAAUUUAUUUGAAUUAAGCAAUAUGUAAGUUUUGUUGUUAAAAUGAAUUUUUAUCAGAUGUA
Molecule: messenger RNA, 2317 nt
Organism: Schistocerca americana (American grasshopper)
Lineage: Eukaryota; Metazoa; Arthropoda; Insecta; Orthoptera; Acrididae
Gene: Mapmodulin
Product: acidic leucine-rich nuclear phosphoprotein 32 family member A
Exons: 7
Coding region: 630-1274 (214 amino acids)
Cellular component (GO): nucleus
Molecular function (GO): histone binding
Source: RefSeq, a predicted model, not a curated record